Messenger RNA from Sphenostylis stenocarpa, 1467 nucleotides. The record is from the annotation of a GenBank genome assembly. Lineage: Eukaryota; Viridiplantae; Streptophyta; Magnoliopsida; Fabales; Fabaceae.
AUGGACUUGGCAUCACCAUCGCCAUCAUCAAUCGCACUUUCUUCAUUGCAACCCCAUAACACCCUUUCAAAAGUUUCCAUCUUCCAACGUUUAACCCCUCCGACAACCUUAAUUCCAUCAUGGGCAUGUUCCACCAAACCCAGCACCACCCUCUCCCCGGUGUCCUCAAAGUUCCCGUCUUUCCUUCGUUGCUCCACAAAACCAGACACCAGCGCCAAUAGCGAGACGCAACACAACAAGCCAAACAAUGAACCCAAUUCAAUUUCCAACUCCCAAAAUGUAUCUCAAUCAGAGUCAGCAGCAAGUGAAGCCUUUUCUUCUUCACCACCUUUAGAAUCAUCACAUUCCUCUUCCUCAAGAGGGUUGGUGUUGGAUUUGGGUCCUUCAAACUCUUGGGACAGUGCAGAUGUUGGGUCUCCAGUGGUGAAGAGGUUUCUGAGUGAUGAAGAGGAGAGGUGGUACAUGUGGUAUCAUGGGAGGGCCAAAGGGCACCCUUCUUCUGAUUUGAUAGGGUUGGCGAUUUCAAAAAAUGGGGUUCACUGGGAGCGUGGGGGAGGGCCUGCUAGGUCAAGUUCUGAUGUGGGAUUUGUGAUGAGUUGUGGUAAGGAUUGGUGGGCUUUUGACACUGGUGGCAUUAGGCCUUCUGAGAUGGUUAUCAUGUCUAGUUCCAGGGUUAGGGCUUCCAGCGCUGUUUACUGGCUUUAUUAUACUGGCUAUGCUUCUGACAGGGUGGAGUUUUCUGAUCACGCUUUGGAGUUCAGUGUGGAAAACCCCGAUGGAAUCAAAAGUGAUAUGAGUUGUGAUAAUGGGAAGGUUUUGAAGUCCUUGCCUGGUUUGGCUAUUAGUCAGGAUGGGAGGCAUUGGGCUAGGAUUGAGGGAGAGCAUCACAGUGGAGCACUAAUUGAUGUUGGAUCUGGAAAAGAGUGGGAUUCUUUGUUUAUUUCUUCCCCACAAGUUGUUUACCAUGGGAAUGGUGACAUCAGGAUGUAUUAUCACUCAUUUGAUGUGGAAAAGGGGCAUUUUGGUAUCGGGAUAGCCAGGUCAAGGGAUGGAAUUAGGUGGGUGAAGUUGGGGAAAAUAAUGGGGGGAGGGAGAGGUGGCUCUUUUGAUGAGUUUGGAGCAAUGAACCCGUGUGUGACAAGGAACCGGAGUGGCGGGAACUAUGUGAUGGCAUAUGAAGGUGUUGCUGCUGAUGGGAGGAGGAGCAUUGGUAUGGCUGUGUCUCCUGAUGGAUUGAAGGAAUGGACGAGGCUUCAGGAUGAGGCAAUUUUAAGGCCUUCAGACCAAGGUUGCUGGGAUGAUAAGGAUGUUGGAUCCCCAUGUAUGGUUGAAAUGAAUACAGAAGGAAAUGAGUGGAGGUUGUAUUAUAGAGGUGUUGCCAAUGGAGGGAGAAUUGGAAUAGGAAUGGCUGUUUCAGAAGGGAAUGAUAUUGCAAGUUUUAGAAGAUGGACAGGUUUCCGUGUAUAA